CUUAUUGAAUAACGGCACAGAAGUCUAAAGAUGGUAUAUUUUCCUAUAGAUAGCAUUUAAAACUUGUAACCACGUAUCUGCAGUUCAACAUUGAUAUUUCAUAGAUAUGAUCCUGGACAACUUCUCUAUAUCACUAAACAAGACACUUUUCCCGCAAAGCCUAUGAAUUCAUUUCAUCCCAUGAUGACGUCAAAUCGUUCUUCCAUCCUGUCGUUUCUCUCAUCCAUGAAGUGUCAUUCACCAAACAUGAAUAGCCUUAAAAUGUUAACCGAACGCGCUAGGACAAAACUGUACAGGAAACACUCUCCUAAUCAUAAGCGUCAUUAUUUCAGAGGUCAAGUUUAGUCUCAUCAGAUGAUUCUAAAGUUUUGUCUUAAUAGUUUUACAGACUAACAAAGUAAAAAAUUUAUGAAAUUCGUUUGACAUAUUUCUAUAUAUAGAGAUAUAUCGAAAAAUCAUUUACUCUGCAGUUUAUUUUUAAGCUUCAAGAACCUAAAGAGUUUAUCGAUUUCAAAGAUGUUACAGAAACAAAUGUGCUUCUUCGCUACUAUUGUAAGCUUAAGGUUGUUCUGAACGCUAGAAUAAUUGUUAGGAGUAGACAGCAUAGAGAAGAGAGACAUAUAGAAUCACAACGGUCCUUGAAAAAUUAUAUAUUGUAAACAAAAGCAUAAAAGUUUAUUUUUACGAAUUUGCAGCGUAAAUUGAAAACUGAAAAAUUCCUGAUAAAAGGGAGGUGUAAGGGGGGGGGGGCUAUAACCCGGAUUUAGCAAAAAUUAUCCGUCAGUAUCUCUAAUAGCCAAGAAAAGUAUUAGUACUUUCUUUUGAAGUGUGAUGAUCUUGCUCUCUUGCUUGUUGAUUCAUCCAAUAAAGAAGGCUUACAUGUUUUAAAACCUGGAAAUUGGUUGCCACGUGGUGUCCGUGUUCAGGCACUUAGAUAAGCAAAUGAAGUCGUUUUAAGCGAACACGCGUACUGACCCAACCUCAAUGACAUAGCCUGUUGACUUUUCCGUGCUGGGCAAGUGAUACACGGGCGGUAUUACCGAUAAGAUGUUAACCUUGACGGCGAUCUAAUCGUCUGACAGACACGUAAGAAGCUGCUAUGUAAACGUUGAUGGCCGCAACACAAUUGAAUCGCGCAUACGCCACGAUAAACUUCGGCGCAACAUUGGCAAAUAGAUGUAAUCCCCUUUGAUAAAUUCCUCAUAAUUUACAAAGCAAGCUAAACACAAGUAGGGCAUUGACUUUUGACGACGGUUUUGGAGUGAAAUCCUAAUUCCUUCACUGGCUAAAAAUUCAAUCAGACGAGGCGGGCCGUUUGAAAUAUAAUUUCAGCAAAUCAGUUACAAGAGCUAUGCAGUAAAUUUGUUUGAAUUAUCUGCUAGGCCGCAAGGUAAGUCGCCAGCGCGGGGACCACACGAGUCCGCUGCGUAGAAGUCAGCAUGCAGAAAUUCGACGUGUUGUUGUAACGAGGGCGCUGAAGAAGAAUCUUUAGCGAACCUGCGACUAGCAGACUGGUUACAGAACAGGUGUCAGCUUUAAGUCGGCGACUGUGUUUUUUUCUGUUAUAAGGUGUGUGCUCAUGUAGAAGUGAGUUCAUUGUAUUAACGGAUUAAACGCGGGCUGGCGAUCACAGCCCAGAGGAGUUAAAACGUUAAACGGCACGUUGUAACCAUUAAGACACAUUCAUCUGCAAUCUGUCAUUGUGACCGGGUGGAGAUGUCCAUCUUUCCAUAUAAUCGAAGCAUAGGACAGACGACAGCAAGCUUAAGUGCACCACCAAGACUUUCUCACAUGCCACCAUCUUUAACAGAGCGUCCCUCUAUGGUCGAGUUUAACGGAGCAGUUCAACCACAGCAAAUUCAUUCUACAGACACGUUCAACUUAGAUCAGGAGCCAAGUCAUCCGGCCAUGUACGAUCAGUAUAGCAAUCAUACAAGUAUGUACAAUCCUAAUGUUGGCUUGAGACAAACUACUGCAAUUUACCCACCAAACCCAGCCUUUAGUCUUCAUACGCAAAUAUAUACACCGUCAGAAAGAUUGCAUUCAUACACUGGAGAAGCACGGCAAGACCUUAACCCUUUCCCCAACUACAGGAAUAAUUUUUUCCAUCAGCUUACAAAUACGACAUUUCCACACCAAGGCUAUGCACAGUUAGGAAGUGAGAGACAAGAUGUUUGUCUGAACAAUAGAGAUGUUGGAAGAAACCUCCACAUGGGCCUCACGAAACAAAGUGAUCACUGUGUUACCACGACAACACCGACAAAAGCGAGAAAAGAGAGAACAGCAUUUACUAAGCAACAAAUCCGCGACCUCGAAAACGAGUUCACAAAAAAUAAUUAUCUCACGAGGCUACGUCGGUACGAGAUCGCAGUAACACUUAAUUUAACAGAAAGGCAAGUUAAGGUUUGGUUCCAAAAUAGACGGAUGAAAUGGAAACGAGUCAAAGGCGGUCGAGGGCGGGGUGCUCAGGGUGCUAAUAAUUUAAAGAAAGAAAAAACAGCGCAAAAUGGCAGAGAACAGUGCGAGCAAAUUAAAAAUGAAAAGCCAAAACCAAGCAAAACGAAAUUACAAGGUUAAUUCUUGCAUUUGAAAGAAUGGUUAGUAAAUUUAUUUGAUUGAACUUGGCCGAUCACAAAUUCAUAGCGGCAAUGCUCAAUAUUUCCCAUGAUGUGGAGUUUUCCGAAGCUUGUGAAUUUCAUGGAGCUCGAAAGGUGAAAUUUUAGAAAUGAUCUUUCGUCUUCAAGGACAAUGAACUCCUUAGGAACAAUGUUUGUUUUCGAAGAUUAUUUUGGCCAAUUUCUAGUUCUUGUUGUUGUUGUUGUAGUAAUGAGGCCGAACGAAGAAUCCGUACUUUAAAGAAUAACGUAUUUUAAACUGCCUACAGUAAAAGUUAAUAGAGAAAUUUUAGAAAAGGGUACGGAAAUGUACCUGCAAACAUUUCAUGCAAUAUUUUGUUUGAACCAAUGUUCUUCCAUUAAUUGGUUUAUAAUGGGAGACUCAAUAGGAGAAGUCUCCCAUUAUAGGGAAAUCUAGAAGUGACCGGCUUACAUCUGAUAUACCUUCCCCAACCAUUUUAAUUGUUUACUGAGAAAUUCAGCUUAUUUAGAAUGUCACAAAGGUAUAUGAACAACCUCGUAUACUAAGAAAUCGUAGCAAAGUUUUCGCACGGUUCCACCAGGCCUCUGUCACUGAAAGUCCCUCCCAAGAGAUUAAACAUUUGACAAGUUUUCAUGAUGUUUAAGCAAAGGCUAGUCUCUUUUGUUGAAACAGAAUUCGCACGAUCCUAAUUGUUUGCGAAAACAUUACGAGAGAUUAACUGUAUCACAAGACCUUUUAACAGAGCAUCACAUAAAACUGAACGGAAUUCGAAAAACUAAUGUAAAACUCGCAAAAAGUAACCACGCUAAUCCAAGACGUCCCCUUCUGUUUGGAUAGCAAUUAUAAGUAAAACCUAAUACAUCAAAUCUUUAACCUAGUUCACUUAGGAAACUCGAUCUCCUACUGUUGCCACUGUGUAUCGUAUUAUAGUUUAAACCAAUGGUCAAGACAAAUUAUUCUAAGCUUGCUCAUUAAUUUAAUGUCGCUAAGGGUAGAAAACCAUUCCCUGUCCAAGCUCUGACAGGUAUGACGUAGUAAUUUACUUGAGGUGGAUAUUCUCUAAGGAAUUGUUCUCUCCAAUAUCAUUUGAAAAAGAAGUUGAAAUCUGAGUUUAUAAGAAUAUUUGCCAGGAGGAAAAAAUGAACUUCUUACAGUUGUGAAUGACAACUUCAGGCUUGGAUGAUAUCUUUAAUAAGGGUGUGUCUUUAAGUUUAUAUGCCUAGCAUUAGGGUAACCCUAGUCUUGAGUCCAUCCUUCUUAUUCACGUUGACGUAUUUAAAACUAGCAAGGUUAGGUUACUUUUGUACUAGGAUAGCUCUAUCUAAGGAGUCGGGCUAAUCUAAUGCUAGGGUUGAGGUUUCAUCAAAUGAUAACCCUGCCACAAGGGUAGAGAUCCUAUUUGUGUUGAAGAUACUGAUUCUGAAUAGCAGGUGUGAUGGUCAAACGCCAUCACACUUGAAAAGAAAGUAUACUCGGCCGCAAGGGUUCCAUCAGGUAACGAAAUUUGCAUCAAAAUGCAAGCUAAAGUUUGCCCUUCUUUCAGGGAAUACCCUAGUAGUUGGGUGACCUUACCAUUAUGUAGCCAGGCUCUAUAUCGAUAUAUUUAACGUUUUCUUAAAGGUUUUCCUUUUACGAGUAUCUAGUCCUUGAAUGGUUUCACCAAAAAGCGAACAAAUAAGGAUCCAAUCUUGAUCAAUACUUUAUCUCUGGUCAUUGUUAAGCUUGUCAAUGGAAGCUUGAUAGUAGGUCCUGGACACGUUUUUCAUGUUGUUAUAGUUAUUUGUUGCCCUAGACACAAAUCAUACACUUGUGGUGUCUCAGGUGCUGUUAGAAUGCCAUAUAUGGCUACCUUGUAUUAAACCAUUGUUUUUUAUUAAACAUCACAAACAUUUCGAGGCAGUGACAAAUUGUCAAGCCACUCAUGAGAAGAUGAAAUAAAAUGCCCUUGCUUGAGAUAAAUUCCCCGAGCUUUUAAAAAAGUACCAGAAUGGGCUUUAAAUCACAUGUUUGGCGUAAAUGUGACUUGUUUUGCAAGUAAGAUGGCUGGGAAUUCUAAAUCCUACCAAACAUUUGCUGGUACCAGAUGCGGUUGAAAAACUGGUAGCUUUAAGAUGUGAAUUCCUUUUUAUGACACGCAAGGAUGCGGUGUUCUAACUUUAAUUAACUGAAACAAUACAACAACCUCAAUGUUGCUAGUCCUUUUCUCUCUUUGAUACUUUCGAAUAUUUCUACCGAUUGCUUCGAAUUUUUCAGCAUUUCCCCGCUUAUUUUUCUUUACACUUUGCAUUUUAUAUCAAUUAACUAUAAUUGCACCCAAGGUUGCCUUGCCCAAAUUGAUUCAUGUUUAGUUUUCUCGACUUGCAAUCCAAUAAAGCCAAAAAACUCUUCAAGAUUCAUAACUUCUAUUUUAUUCGAGGCAUGUGACGAUGAAAUUGUGACUUGUUUUGUGGAAGUUGAAGCCAGCCAUAAUUUUGUAAUUAUGUUGGUGCCACACGUUCUGCUGAAUGGCGAGAACCUGUUUAUCUGAAAUAAAAGUCAUAAGAUAGUUGAUCAACAACCUUUAGAAGAUACUGAAUUUAAACAAGGAACAAGAUUGUUUCGUAUCUCGAUCAAUUCUUGCAGAUAAAGGUCUCUGUAAUGAUUGCAAAUUUUCAGGAUAAGAAAAUAUGUGAUUGGAUUCCUUGUAGUUGCCUAAUUAUAACUCAUUCAAUUGUGACAGAAAGCCUGUUAGCGUUCUGUUUCACUACAACGGGUUAAACAAAAAAUAUACUUAUUGAGCCUGGGCGAUGUUAUUUCCCAUAAAAGAUUUCCAAAAACAUGGAUUUGUCUCUACCAGUGUUUGAUAGCAUCAUGUUUAAGUAUAAACCAAUUUAUGAGAAACUGGCUUUAAAGAUACUCGUAUGCAACAUUUACACUGAGCUAUAGUACCAAAACGUUACAUUCUUCAAGGUCUCUGUACUUAAAUGUUUACCCUAUAAUAUCUGAAACAUACUGUAUUUACAAACAAAUUACCAAAGAAAGGAUACUUUUAAACAAAGUUAUAUACUUAAUAGACCAAUUCCUCCAUAUAUCUUAUGUUUAUAAGAAAGCAUUUGUUAGGAGAUUUCAAUUAAUCUGUCUCAACAUGGGAACCAACCCACCUGGGCUGCACAUAUGCCAUGUGUGCCAAGUAUGUUUUCUGUUUGCCACAUAAUUUUAACAGUCAAAAUAGCUUUUUUAAAGUCUAAAAUGAUUGCUUUGAAAAUAUAAAUGGUUAAUUGUUAGUCCCUUGCAAAGUUGUAUUAUCUAUACAAUAUAAAACAAAACAAAAAUAUAGAAAAUUGCUUUGUUAUGAAGCAAGAACAAAAUGAAACUUGGACAAGUGUUUGUCAACUUUCUCAUCUCAUGCAAACUUUGCUGAAUUUUUCUAGAUAAAACAGCUUGUGAAUAACAUUUCUGACUAAUUUUGCCAAAACGUUAUAAAACUUCUUUAAAUUUAUGGUACUGAUUCACUGUGGCUUCCUUAGACAUUCUCGGCCUAGUUUCGCUAGAUUUAGCGUCUUUUAUCUAAACUGUCUAGCCUUGUUGGAAACAUUAAUUUCUCGUAUAUUUACUCUAUGAAAACAGUAACGAAUAUGAUUUGGCAAACACUGUUCAUUUUUGAUAGCUCUUGUAUGAUGUUUAUUGUAACUUAGCAACGUAGAAUUGUAUUGAGUAUGCUACGCUUUUCUCUUUAAGACAUCACUGCCCAAAGCCUAAAAAACCGGAAGCAUCAUUUUUCCUAGUCUGUUUUUUAUUCUAAUUAUAUCAUAGUUUCUGUAUCGUUCUCUCUUCGUUUUACUUCAGAAUUUUACAUAAAGCAUUAGAUAUUAAUUAAACGCAGUUGUGUAAAUCGAUCAAUGUAAAUUAUAACGUUGUAAAUAUUAUCGAGAAGAAUUGCUUUUAUUGUAACGAUGUCUUUUUAAAAGGCUAAUUGUUAUUGGUUAAGUUCAAUAAUUUCGUCAAAAAGCGUUCAUGUAAUGUUUUCAUUGGCCUUAAUCAACGUCAGUAUUUGAACACUUUCUGUUUUUUGUUUUUCAAGAAAAAAGUUCGUGUCACACGCUAAGCACGUGCGUAAACCGCGCGGAAUUGAGUUAUAGGUUACAAAUCUCCGCGCGGAUUAUAUCAGAAACAAAACUGUAUCAAAUUUUCCAAGCAUUUUAGACAUUUAAUCUCCAAACAAAAUGAAAACACUUCCUUUUGCAGGGUUAGACCAAGGUUUUUCACUUGAAUUCGUUGAAAUCCCAAAAAUAAGAAUUUAUUUUUAUGACUUCUAUGAUGUUUGAGUUUUGUAUCAACGAAAACGGCUACGCGCCCAUUUCAAUGCUGUUUGAAAUGAAUGUAAAGACUGGUUAGCGUGCAUGUUGCUGUUCGGAAGAAACAGAUAAUGCUUUAGUUGUCACUUCAUUACAAAAUUCAAUCUCCUUAAUGCUUUAUAUGCAACCUGAUAAAGAUUCUACUUGUACCAUGCAUACUAUGCAUAAAGCCACCAUAACUUCUACAUUUACACUUUGUUCCAUGCAAUACAAGCAACAGAAAUCCCAUGACGCAUUUAAGUUCACAAUUUCACUGGCAAUCUUAUCCAGCCUUCAGGCAUUCUUCUCAUGCUCUGCAUUUUCAAGCCCAAUGCCUUCAGAAGGCAUGUGUAUAGAGUCCAUCAAUUAAUAUAUGUUUGAUGAAAGAAUAGUUCCUCGCUUGAUUCAGAAAGGAUUGCUGAAUUCAACGUUGCAAUUUGAAGUAGUUGCUACUUUUGAAGGAGAUUAAUUCACGGGCAAUUUUGUUUCCCUAUAUUUUCAGUUUUCAUUUAUUCAAAUAGAUGGAAUCCAUAGUGUCUAUAGCUAGAAAGCAGCUUUAGUAACGGUUCAAGUAAAGUAACUCCAAGCUUCUACUAAUUCUUCAGUGCCGUCGGAACAAAAUUCAUAUUGGUGGGGGAGGGGCUGCCCAUUAUUUUCCUCCUCAUUCAGUACAAUGUUAUAAAGAAAACAUACUGCAGUUUGACAAUUAUUGGGGGCUCCAGCCCCCUGGUUGCGACGGGCCUGUUCUUCUGCAACUGACAUUUUCUUCGAUCGUUUCUAGGCGUCUUGAAAAUAGACUUAUUUCUGCCAUGAAAUUUUUUACAAGUUUCUAGAAAUAUCGUCAUAUAUAAGGCUCUUAAUUUCUUUGAUAAUUACGGAAGGCCUAUGUCAAGGACACUUUUAUGAAAAGGGUUAGUUUUGCCACCUUGCCCCUUCAUCAAAGGACAAGAGGGAAGGUUGCUCCCCACACCCCGCUCUUUCAAGCCCCUGAACAUUUUUUUGAAUAGAUAAAGUUAAGGAAAAUAUAUUUGUCAUGCUAAAAAGUCUUAAUGAGGUUGAUCAAACAGCUCUUUCAAGUAUGUCUUUCAGCUUUCAAUACCAUUUUCGUCCAAGACUGGUGCAGUCAUAAGAACUUAUAUUUAGAUUCCUUGAAUUUUGCUCCAUGGCAUGGAAGAACCCAAAAACUAUAUUUAAAUGGGAACAUGCCCCAAGUCAUGGUCAUACGAACACAGAUUCUUGCAACACAGUCAUUUGGCCCUGGUUCUGAAACUGAUGCACCUGAAAUGAAACUGAAUUGAGUUGAAAUGUAUAAUUGGCAGAAAUAUCU
This is a messenger RNA of Rhopilema esculentum, 8238 nucleotides long. RefSeq lists its product as uncharacterized. Gene Ontology annotation, molecular function: DNA-binding transcription factor activity, RNA polymerase II-specific; RNA polymerase II cis-regulatory region sequence-specific DNA binding. The record is from RefSeq and is a predicted model, not a curated record. Gene Ontology annotation, biological process: positive regulation of transcription by RNA polymerase II. Gene Ontology annotation, cellular component: nucleus. NCBI's taxonomy places the organism in Eukaryota, Metazoa, Cnidaria, Scyphozoa, Rhizostomeae, Rhizostomatidae.